Messenger RNA from Girardinichthys multiradiatus, 3960 nucleotides. RefSeq lists its product as uncharacterized. NCBI's taxonomy places the organism in Eukaryota, Metazoa, Chordata, Actinopteri, Cyprinodontiformes, Goodeidae. Gene Ontology annotation, biological process: prevention of polyspermy; binding of sperm to zona pellucida. Gene Ontology annotation, molecular function: structural constituent of egg coat; acrosin binding. The record is from RefSeq and is a predicted model, not a curated record. Bases 67 to 3657 code for a protein of 1196 amino acids. Gene Ontology annotation, cellular component: egg coat. The transcript is spliced from 17 exons.
UUAAUCGCCUCGUGUUCAGGUGACGCGCGAGUGUGCACGUUGGGAAAGAGCGUCUUCAAACCGGCGAUGACUUGCGAGCUAAAAAGACAAAUGCGUUCGUUUUUAAUCGUCCUUUUUGUUCUUUUAUAUUCUUUUCAGUUUUGUUGUUCGGUUAGUUUAGCAAGAAGGGAAGAUGAUUCAACCACCCAGCGAGGAGAGUCAGCCUUGGCCGGGGAGGAGAAGCCUGAACAUGGUCAGCAGGCACAGCCGCAGCCGUAUGCGGUUGAACAGGUAACAUGGACCGCUAGUCGGGAUUUAUCCCACCUGUCAGGACUCCUGAAGCCCCAGCCAGACUUUAAACCCCCUGCUAACCCACUCCCACUUGUGAGGGCUCCAAAACCCGAUCAAACUAGCUACAGCUUCGCCCUGAACAGCUCCACCUGGACCACUGGUGAUAUCAAGGAGGAAAGAAGACCUUCUGCUCCAGAGGAUGGUUAUCAAGAAGAUUUUACAGGUUUUUCUGAAAUUCAGGGGAAGGUUUUGGGGUUACUGUCUGACUCCAGACCACAUUUUACUGAAUGGGAGGCCAUGAAACCUCUGGUGGAGUGUGCUGAUGAUGUCAUGACCUUAACUGCUUCCAGUCGAGGCUUCACACACCUGCAAGUCGACAGACAGAGUGCCUCCCCCAUCUCCAUUUUCCAGUUGCCUUCCUACUGUGGCUACUCAGUGAAGGUCUCAUGGGCUUACCUGGAGAUGACGGUGCCAUAUGAUGGCUGCUACAUCAUUCAGGAGAAUGACAGUUACGUGCUGCCCAUGCUGUGGUUGGGGAGCCCGCUGAAGCUGUCCUGCCCGAUGACGGUAUCCACAGCUAUUCCCAAGUACUCCCUGUCUGCUCCCUUGGUCUUCUGCUCUGCCUAUGGCAUGGCAGUGCAGAUCCCAGGGCAGGAGCACAAUGUACCUAUCCUUGGUGUCAUAGUGGAUGGAGCAAAGGAUCCUUUUGUAUCUGAAAGGUGUGCGUUCCAGGUUGACUCUGAGGCCCAAUACCUGACCUAUCUUAUCUCCCACACUGCUCCUUGUAUCACAACUGAUGAUAAUCUGCAACUUCAGCUCAUAUUAGAUGAUGUACAUUAUGUUCUCUCCUGUCCAGUCAUUCCUCAGUUUCCCCAUGCCCCCUUCCUGCCUGAUUAUCCUCAUCUGUCUCCUGGUGACACUUUGCCUCCAUACUUCCUAGAUCCUGUCAGCCCUACUUCCCCUCCCUCUCAGCAAGCCUCAGUUAAAGAGCAGACUAUAGAAAAUCCACACUAUCAACACUACCUUGCUUCUGGGUUCCAGUACCAACAACUACCACAAAUCUUCCCUCCUGCCUUACAGACCCGUCAUCCACCUAAGCCCACGAUUGGCCGCUUCCCUGCGUCUGUGCAGCAGUACCACCAGUACCCCUCUGGAUCUGAAAAGUUAUCCUAUUCUUCUGACAGUCAUCUACAAUACUUUCCUGAUCUCAUUCACUCGAAGGAUCAUUCUGAACAUCAGGUUUUUGAAUUACCUGACCACCUGUCUCAGUAUCCAUAUACUGUCUUCUAUCCCUAUGUGCCAUUCUAUUACCAGACAUUGAUCCCGGCAGCUGAAGAACACCCCAAACCUUCAGCAGGUCCAUAUUAUCCUGAGUACUAUCAUCAGAAACCGUAUUAUCCUGUAUCCACAGUGACCCAAGCUCCAACACCAACACGUCGUCCUUCCUUUCCACCAAAACACCAAACCAGUUUAUUUUAUCCACCGAUGUCUUACUACCAUCAACAAGCACUUUCUUACUCUGCUUCACAUCCUGCUUCUGCUCCACCAGUUGGCACCCCUGAUAGUCCUAGGUAUCCUUGCAGCCAGUCUAAUAUCCAAACUCCAUUUCACUUUCAGCUGCCUCCACAUCUGCCACCAGUCAAACAGGAGCCUGAGAAACCAGUAGCCAGUCAUCACAUGUUCUACCAAGCACACUACCCAAAACUCCAUCCCCUUUUCCCCCAAUAUCCGAAGAUUCCUUCUUCCACCACAGCCCCAGACUGGAUCACUCCUCAGACAUCCCAUAUCCAGUGUCUGAAUGAGAACAUGACCGCUUUCCUGCCUUUUGCUGACCCAGAAUCCAUCCAGGUCAGAGACCCAUUACAAUCAUGGCAGUCACUCUCCAGCGUGUCUCCAUUCUGCAGCUACAUGUUACAGAGGACUGCAGGCCACGGCGUAAUCCUCCACUCUCCUCUGCCGGCCUGUCACAGUCAUUUACAGACUCCCACAACCAUUUCUCUACCUAUAAGUUAUUGGGACUUCUCCACUUGGCAGAAUAGGACUCUGGAUCUGCAGUGUCCAUAUCAGAGCACCCCUGAUACUCCACCAACAACUUCUCCGUGGACUUUCCCCACCCCUCCAAGCGCAACUAAGGGCAAGCCGGGUCCAUCUGUUGUCACAAGGACUGACGUCUUCUGCUCCUUCCAGCAGAUGAAGGUCGUGCUUCCCCCUGGACCCAUUUCUGAAAUAGUUCUUAAAGACAUCAAUGGGAACCAUAUGAACCUCCCUGAAACCCCUAAAGAAUGUGGAUAUUAUGCAAGUGAGGCCAAGGAUGGCACAAUCCAUUUGUUUCUCCAGUUACAUUCACACUGUCAUAUGAGUGUGCAGGGUCAAAUGUACAUUAUCAACAUCCUCUACACAACACGCAGUGGAAGAAAGGAGGCAAAGGUUUCCUGUCCACUUGUGAUUCCGAGGUUUGAGCAUGAGUGCAACCUUCACAGCGAAUACCGCCUCCCCUGCGGAUCCAGCUCUAUAUCCCAGACACAGUGCCUCGCCAUGGGCUGCUGCUUCAACAAGCACCCCCCUGCCUGCUACUACCCAAUGGAUGAGUGCACUAUUGACCGCCACAUGAUCUUCUCUGUGCCGGCCUCCCUCAUGGACCCCCCUCUUUCUACUGCACUGCUGGUUGCUGCCAACAACUCCACCUGCAAACCUCAGAAGGUGACCCCUGAGUAUGCAUUGUUCAAAAUCCCAAUGGACGGCUGUGGGACGCGCAGAGUGGUGGUGGGGAAGACUGUGGUCUAUCUGGUGGAGAUUACAAACGUAGUGCAAACUGUCAGCCUCAACUAUGGCACCAUUACAAGAGAUUCACCUGUCAGGUUGCUGGUGGAGUGCAGGUACAUGCCAGGAACAGUUCUGAGUGUGAGCUACGUCGUUAAAACUCCCACCUUUGGUCCUGAUGUUCAUACUCAGGGAGUGUUUGGAGUCCAGCUGAGGAUUGCCAAAGAUGCCCAGUACAGCAGUUAUUACCCACAGUAUCACCAACCUCUGCACAUGUUGCUGGGGAAACCUCUCCACCUUGAAGUGCGCCUACUCAACUCCCCAGAUCCCAGUUUGGUGCUGCUGGUGCACUUCUGUGUGGCCUACCCCCGCUCUGGAAAGGCUGCGUGGGUGUUGCUUUACAACGGAUGCCCCAACCCUUUGGACCCAGCCCCACCGAAGACCGUUCUGUCAGACCCUACUCCGCCUUCUCCUCAGAGUCAGACACGGCGCUUCACCAUUCGCACCUUUCAGUUCCUCCCGGAUGGAGAGUUCCAGGACAUGGAGGAAGAGAUCUACUUCAUGUGUUCAACUGAGAUCUGCUCUCCUCAAGAUGGUCCUUGUGUUGAGGGAUGCUUUGGUCACUGAGUGAGAAACCGAAUUUCAUCAAUUCACAGCAUCCUUCUGAGCUCCAGCAGAAGGUAUAAAACACAGAGCCUUAUUACAAACCAUCUGAAGAGAGCCUGAGAGUUUGUGGUAGCUACACUUUGAUUUAAAUCAAUAUGUUUUCUGUUAGUUACAACAAGGCUGAUGCCUUUAAAAGUGGUUAAAAAUGAGGCUCAGGUAAAUGUACAAACACCUAAAACUGAAGGAUUUCAUCUUCAUGCUGUCUUAUCUUCUUUAUCCUCAGAUGUGAUGCAUUUAACCAUCCAAUAAAGGCUCUUAAACAAC